Molecule: messenger RNA, 867 nt
Organism: Kockovaella imperatae
Lineage: Eukaryota; Fungi; Basidiomycota; Tremellomycetes; Tremellales; Cuniculitremaceae
Product: oxidoreductase-like protein
Exons: 3
Coding region: 128-799 (223 amino acids)
Cellular component (GO): mitochondrion
Source: RefSeq, a predicted model, not a curated record
CUCUGCACUCUAUAUCGUCAAUGCGAGACCUCUGACAGAGGGGAAGGCUAUGCCGCGGUGUAUGUGACUCGGCAACUUGAUACAUCGCUCCGGUGCUUCUCGAGUCUCGACUGGAAGAUGCGCUCUGAUGGGUCUACCGCAUCUUACGCGCCUGGAACGCUUUCUCGUUUCCCCCCGUCCUAUCGGUUCGCCAUGGCUUAAUGGCCCCUCAGCGGGGUUUCACUGGACGCCACGGGCAGACCGAUCCAAACACAGGGGGUCACUGGAUGUGUAUAGCAGGUAUAGAGCUUCUGUGAGGCCUCCUAUCGCUGGGACAGAUAUCUUCGAGACGGCAUCGACAGUUCCGGCAGGAACGUCAUUACAGGAGAUCCCGAAGGACGCCUCAACGCGAUGGCAAGCACCCAUACCAGCGAUGAAAAGCGUGCCGCCAAUUGUAGCUCAGGAGAUUUCCUCCUCUACUUCUGAAGGCAUCACGAUUGAGGGUAUUCACGUCCCAGUCAAACCUCGCAGACCGGGCGAAGAAGAAUGCUGCAUGUCUGGUUGUGCUUAUUGCGUGUACGAUAUCUAUGCCGAAGAGCUCGAAGCGUACAAUGAAGCUGUCAGAGAGACGAGAAGCAAGCUCGAAGCUAAGUCAGUCCCUCCGUCCGACUGGCCCCAAGCAGUCCGGCCGAGCGAGACGGGGUCUGGCCGAGUCGCCGUGGAGGAAGAAGUCGUGGACCCGAGUAUGUCUGCAUUCCUUGCACUGGAAAUGAAGCUUCGGAAGAAGCAAGCACCAACAGGCAACGGUGCAGCUUUAUAGCUUUGUAUAUCCGAUCUAAGCCUCACUGUUGUCACACUGUAUCACCAUCAUCAUCGCUCUAAUAGACA